AACUCACGAAAUUCACCACACCAUGUGCAUUAUCAGCUGUUGGCCCAAACACGUUUGUUUACCUUCCUAGAAAAAACUUACUUAUAUUGGAUGGAUAUUUUUGUUUGAAAUGUUUAAAAGGGAUACAAGUCCUUUUGCCUCUUUGGGCUUACGACCAUGGUUGACAAAGCAACUGCAAAAGUUGGGACUCAAAACUUCUACGCCCAUACAGCAAAAUUGCAUUCCAGCAAUACUCAACGGGCGUGAUUGCAUUGGUGCCGCUAAGACUGGCUCCGGCAAAACAUUCGCAUUUGCACUACCUAUUCUAGAAAAACUGAGUGAGGAGCCAACCAGCCAUUUUGCAUUGGUACUAACACCCACACAUGAAUUAGCUUAUCAGAUUUCGGAGCAGUUUUUGGUUGCCGGUCAGCCCAUGGGUGUGCGAGUAUGUGUCGUUUCAGGCGGAACUGAUCAAAUGGUCGAAAGCCAAAAACUCAUGCAACGUCCACAUAUUGUUGUUGCCAUGCCAGGACGACUAGCAGACCAUUUAACUGGUUGUGACACUUUCUCCUUUGAUAAUCUUAAGUAUUUGGUAGUAGAUGAGGCAGAUCGUAUGUUAAAUGGAGAUUUCGACGAAAGUUUAGCUGUAAUUGAACGUUGCUUGCCACAAGAGAGACAAAAUCUUUUCUUCUCGGCGACGAUGAAGGAUUUUAUGAAGGAAUCAAGUAUAUUCCCCAUUGCACAAGAUUGUUUUGAGUGGUCAGAAGAGUCUGAUGUAGCAACGGUUGAUACACUUGAUCAGCGUUAUAUGCUUUGUGCUGACUACGAUCGUGAUAUGGUAUUAAUUGAAGCGCUGCGAAAAUACCGCGAGGACGAUGAAAAUGCAAAUGUCAUGAUUUUCACCAACACAAAGAAAUACUGCCAGUUGCUGUCUAUGACCUUAAAAAAUAUGGGCAUUGAGAAUGUCUGCUUACAUGGAUUUAUGCGUCAGAAGGAACGAGUUGCCGCUUUAAAUCGAUUUAAAUCGAACCAUGUUCGUACCCUCAUCGCUACUGAUGUAGCAGCACGAGGGCUGGACAUUCCGAGUGUACAACUGGUAAUCAAUCAUCGCUUACCACGUACUCCAAAAGAAUAUAUACACCGUGUUGGACGGACAGCACGUGCGGGACGUAAGGGAAUGGCAAUUUCUAUAUUCAGAUUUCCAAGAGACUUGGAAUUGCUUGGAGAGAUAGAAGCAGCGAUAAAUGUUAAACUAACAGAACAUCCUCUUGAUCAACGCAUGGUAGAACGUAUUUUUAUGCAAGUUAAUGUAACGCGGCGUGAAUCGGAAAUUCAGUUGGAUAAUAACGAUUUCGACGAACGUGCGCAGAACUAUAGGCGCAAACAGUGGAUUUUGGAAGGCAAAGAUCCCGAUGCUAUGGAGGAAGCUUUUCGUAAGAAGCAACGAGAUAAAUUACGUGAAGCUCGUCGCCAACGUAAAGAGCGCCAGAAGGAAUGGGCUAAAAAAGAAGCAGCGCUUACGCAAGAUGAACGUUUCAUAACUGUUGAUGCUAAAAGAUUUGAGAAACGUAAAAAAUCCAAGACGCUCAAAGGAAAUGAUGACAAUGGAAAAAAUGGGGAACAAACGACUGGCAAAACAAAUAAAGGAUUACAUUUAGCAAACAAGUCAAAACUAAUAAUUAAAAAAAAAUCGCAUAAGAGUUCAAAACCUUUGAAUAGCAAAAAAAAAACCAUAAAUAAAAAUAAGAAGCAAAGUGCUUAACAUAUUUGAAGUAAUUAAGCUA
This is a messenger RNA of Rhagoletis pomonella (apple maggot), 1763 nucleotides long. RefSeq names its product probable ATP-dependent RNA helicase Dbp45A (gene Dbp45A). NCBI's taxonomy places the organism in Eukaryota, Metazoa, Arthropoda, Insecta, Diptera, Tephritidae. Bases 110 to 1741 code for a protein of 543 amino acids. The transcript is spliced from 7 exons. The record is from RefSeq and is a predicted model, not a curated record. Gene Ontology annotation, molecular function: ATP binding; RNA helicase activity; nucleic acid binding.